Messenger RNA from Beta vulgaris subsp. vulgaris (sugar beet), 2122 nucleotides. RefSeq lists its product as uncharacterized. Gene Ontology annotation, molecular function: N6-(1,2-dicarboxyethyl)AMP AMP-lyase (fumarate-forming) activity. The record is from RefSeq and is a predicted model, not a curated record. NCBI's taxonomy places the organism in Eukaryota, Viridiplantae, Streptophyta, Magnoliopsida, Caryophyllales, Amaranthaceae. Bases 220 to 1875 code for a protein of 551 amino acids. Gene Ontology annotation, biological process: IMP biosynthetic process. The transcript has 10 exons.
UUGAGCGAGGGAUUCCUCUUCUUCUUUCAUUAACGGUUGCAUACUUGCAUAUAUUAUAGUGAGAGAGCCAGUAGUUUCCUUUGGCUUCUCGACGGCAAAAACAACAGUAGCACAACUUCAUAGUCCCGAAGUUUCUCAUUUUUCUGGGUUGUUUCUUGACACAACAAUCCCAACAAUUAGCAAACAAGUUAAAUUUGGUUGCUGAAAAUUCCAAUUUUCAUGGAGAUAGGAGCAGUCUCUUCUUCUACUUGUAGGGUUUCAACCCACCAAUACCGUAAUCAAUUUUCUCUCACCUCCAACGACAAAACUCCAUUGAAAACCAAUAACCUUGUUGUUGCAAAGGGUUUUCCAUUUUCUUCUCGUUGUGCAACGUUUUCUAUGAGAAAACCCUCUUUCUGCCCAGCUGCUAUUGCUACCAACAACACCACCCUUUCCACCUCCAAGGUGAAGGGGUCUCAUGAGGGAGAUUCUAGUGUGUUUGAACUUUCGAGUUUAACAGCUUUAUCUCCCUUGGAUGGACGAUAUUGGAAUAAGGUCAAGGAGUUGGCUCCUUUUAUGAGUGAAUAUGGUUUAAUUCGAUACCGAGUUCUCGUUGAGAUUCAAUGGUUAUUGAAGCUGUCAGAAAUUCCGGGACUGACCGAAGUCCCGAGUUUUAGUGAUGAAGCGCAACACUAUAUGCAAGGUCUGAUUGAUGAGUUUGGUAUGGCUGAUGCUUUGAAAGUGAAAAACAUUGAGAAGGUGACCAACCAUGAUGUGAAAGCAGUUGAGUACUUCCUGAAAGAUAAAUGCCAGUCCCAUCCAGAGAUUAAUAAGGUUUUGGAGUUUUUUCAUUUUUCUUGCACAUCCGAGGAUAUCAACAAUCUUGCUCACGGAUUGAUGCUCAAAGAAGCAUUAAAUAAUGUUUUAUUUCCUGUCAUGGAUGAAGUUAUAGGAGCAUUAUGUGACAUGGCUAAGGAAUACGCACAUAUUCCCAUGCUUUCCCGCACUCAUGGACAGCCAGCUUCACCCACUACCUUGGGAAAGGAAAUGGCAAUAUUUGCAGUCCGACUAAGCAGGGAAAGGCAGAGACUUUCUCAAAUAGAGUUGUUGGGGAAAUUUGGUGGUGCUGUUGGAAACUACAAUGCUCACUUUGUUGCAUAUCCUGAGAUAAACUGGCCGAAGAUUGCUGAAGAAUUUGUGCAAUCUUUAGGAUUAACUUUCAAUCCUUAUGUGACUCAAAUUGAACCGCAUGACUAUAUGGCUAGCCUGUUUCAUGCAGUUAUCCAGUUCAACAAUAUCUUAACUGAUUUUGAUAGGGACAUAUGGGGCUAUAUCUCUUUGGGUUAUUUUAAGCAGACGACUAAGGCUGGUGAAAUUGGAUCAUCUACAAUGCCUCACAAAGUCAACCCUAUUGAUUUUGAAAAUAGUGAAGGGAACCUUGGCAAGGCUAAUGCAGGUCUAUCAUAUCUAAGCAUGAAGUUGCCUAUCUCUCGCUGGCAGCGCGACUUGACUGAUUCAACAGUUUUGCGGAAUAUGGGCGAAGGAUUAGGGCAUUCUUUACUAGCCUACAGAAGUACCCUGCAGGGUAUCAGAAAGCUUCAGGUCAACCAGACUAGGUUGGAUGAAGACUUGAACAAUUCGUGGGAAGUACUUGCGGAACCUAUACAAACAGUCAUGCGAAGAUAUGGUGUCCCAGAGCCUUAUGAAAAACUAAAGGAGUUUACAAGAGGAAAGGCAGUCACUCAAGAAAGCAUGCGAGAAUUUGUUCAAGGAUUGGAUUUGCCUCAGGCAGCAAAGGCUAAUCUCUUGAAGGUGACCCCACAUACUUACAUCGGAGCAGCGACUGAACUGGCAAAGUCUGUUGAUGCUGCUGUUAAUGGAUUCAGGGAUUUUUAGAAUUUCUUCCAACCAAAAUACAUUCACGGUGUUGUUGUUCCCAUGACGAGUUAUCAGGUAAAUUCAACUAACUACAUCAAGUCCUGUUAUCAGGACUAAUUUUGCUUGUUUGACAUGAAUAAUUGCUCUCAUUCAAGAAGUUGACUUCCUAUACAGCAGGAGCAUUGUGGUUUGUCCAUGCUGUAAAAUUUUGUAUUAACUUUUUAUCCCACAACAUUUACUCCCAAUUAAAGUAUUUUUCUAAAAA